Molecule: messenger RNA, 3252 nt
Organism: Arxiozyma heterogenica
Lineage: Eukaryota; Fungi; Ascomycota; Saccharomycetes; Saccharomycetales; Saccharomycetaceae
Gene: AMS1
Product: alpha-mannosidase
Exons: 1
Coding region: 1-3252 (1083 amino acids)
Biological process (GO): mannose metabolic process; oligosaccharide catabolic process
Cellular component (GO): fungal-type vacuole membrane
Molecular function (GO): alpha-mannosidase activity; carbohydrate binding
Source: RefSeq, a predicted model, not a curated record
AUGUUUGAAUAUAGUAGAAGGAACUAUGAUCCUCAAUUCAAGCCAGUGAAAAACAUUUAUGCAAGUAGAUUAAGACAAUUCAUUAACAGAGGUGGUGAUUUCCCUGACCUAAAUUUACCAAAAUUUUAUGAUAUUGACCGUAUAUCUCUAGAUCAGAAACAUGUCAAAGUUUGGUGGUAUCAAGUGGACUUCCAAAAGAGUUCAUCUCCUGUUUCUCCGGACAAAAGACCCAGUUGGAAAAGUAUUAUAGAUGCCGAUAAAGAAGGUAAACUUGAAUUUAAAGUAGCAAGUAGAGGUCAACCAUUUGGACCCAGCUGGUCUACCACGUGGUUUAAAGUACAACUUGAGAUUCCAAGUGAUUGGUUAGAAUCAAAACAACAAUUAAUCUUUGAGUGGAAUUGUAAUAAUGAGGGUGUAGUCAUUGAUCCAGAGACUUUACUACCUGCUACUGCAUUCUCUGGGGGUGAGAGAACUGAGUAUCUUUUACCAUUUAACAAAACUGGGAAAUACUUCUUUUAUAUUGAAGCAGGCAACAAUGGUAUGUUUGGAUGUGGUGAAGGUUCUGAUAUUAAUCCUCCUGAUGAUAAUAGAUACUUCCAUUUGGACAAAGCCGACAUCGUUUUUCCAGAUUGGGAAGCAAGAGGUUUAUAUAUCGAUUACUGGAUGUUAACUGAUGCCUCAAGGGAACUUCCUGAUGAUACAUGGCAAAAACAAAGAGCAAGACAAAUUGCAAGUCAGGUCAUGGACAUUUUUGAUUGCAAUGAUAGGUCCAGUGUUGUGGCUUGCCGUAAGUUCUUACAAAAAGAAUAUUUUGAUGAGUUUUCCACUUCAGAAGAAGUAUAUUCCAAAGGGGACAUAAAACAAAUUAAUACAGUUUACGGUAUGGGUAAUUGUCAUAUUGAUACUGCUUGGUUAUGGCCAUUUGCUGAGACAAGAAGAAAAAUAAUAAGAUCAUGGGCAUCACAAUGUACAUUAAUGGAUGAAUAUCCAGAAUACCAAUUUGUUGCAUCGCAAGCUCAGCAGUUUAAAUGGUUGCUUGAGGAUCAUCCUGGUUUUUUUAAUAAAGUCUUAAUCCCUAAGAUUCAACAAUUCCAAUUCUUCCCUGUUGGUGGUUCUUGGGUUGAAAAUGAUACGAAUAUACCAUCAGGAGAAUCUCUUGCAAGACAAUUUUUCUUUGGUCAAAGAUUCUAUCUGAAACAUUUUGGCUCUAAAUCAGAUAUCUUUUGGUUACCUGACACCUUUGGUUAUUCUUCUCAAAUCCCACAGUUAUGUAGACUUUCUGGUAUUGAUAAAUUUUUAACCCAAAAAUUGUCAUGGAACAAUAUAAAUAACUUCCCACACUCAACUUUUAACUGGGUUGGCUUAGAUGGCUCUCAAUUGCUUGCACAUAUGCCUCCUGGAAAUACGUACACUGCAGAUGCCCAUUUUGGUGAUGUGUUAAGAACUGCUAAACAGAAUAAGUCCAAUGAAUUUUAUGAGUCUGGUUUGAUGUUAUACGGUAAAGGUGAUGGUGGUGGCGGUCCAACACGUGAAAUGCUAGAAAAGAUGAGAAGAAUCAGAUCUAUGUCCAAUCGCAAUGGCAAUGUUAUCCCAAAAUUGCAGGUUGGUACCUCUAUUGAUGAAUUUUAUGCAAACAUUCUUGAGCGGACUAAUAAUGGUGAAAUUUUACCAACAUGGGAAGGUGAAUUAUACUUUGAAUUUCAUAGAGGUACUUAUACAACACAAUCAUACUUGAAGAAAUUAAUGAGAGCCGCUGAAAUAUCAAUUCAUGAUCUUGAAUGGCUUGCUACAAAGGUGUCUAUCCUCUAUCCCUCCAUAUAUAAAUAUCCAGUGAACAAAAUUAAUAGCUUAUGGGAGGAUAUAUUGUUAUGUCAAUUCCAUGAUGUUUUACCCGGCACCUGUAUUGAAAUGGUCUAUAAAUAUGAGGCCAUACCAAUGUUAAAAAGUGCGAUUAAUGAAUGUCAAAUUUUGAUUAAUGAAAUCACAUCAAUUUUAAAGGAGCAAAAUCCUCAAUCAACUCAUUGUGGAAGAGUUAGAACAUUAUCAUGGCAACCUAGCACCAAACUUGAUUCAGUUGACAACACCACUUUCAAUGUUACACUUACUGAAAGCAGCACAUUUUAUGUACUAAACAAUGGGAGAUUGCAUGUAUCCAUUAAUAAACAAAAGGGUGUUAUUACCGAUAUUUUGGAUCUAGUAACAGGAGUGCAGUAUAUAGAUCACAAAAAUGGAAGAAAUAAACUUGGUGCCAAUCAAUUUGUUCUAUUUGAUGAUAAACCAUUGAACUGGCAAGCAUGGGAUACUGAGUUAUAUUCAGUUAAUCAAUAUAAAUAUAUUAAUGAAAUUGAAGAUAUUAGAAUUAAUAAAAACUCUCCACAAGAGUGUUCUGUUGAAAUUAUAUUUAUAAUUACUAACGAUUGUAAAAUAAAGACUGAUAUCAGUCUAAAAGCAACUACUUCUCAAGAACUUUACACAAAUUUUGUAGAAAUUAAUACCACAGUUAUCAAUUGGAAUCUAAGGAACAAAUUCUUAAAAGUUGAAUUCCCCAUCAAUGUUAGAAAUGAAUUUGCAUCGUAUGAGACACAAUUCGGUAUAACAAGAAGACCAACCCAUUAUAACACAUCAUGGGAUGUAGCUAAAUUUGAAGUCUGCCAUCAUAAGUUUGCUGAUUAUUCGGAUUAUAGCAAGGGUGUUUCUAUCUUGAAUACUUGCAAAUAUGGGUUUUCCACACAUGGCAAUUUAAUGAGAUUAUCCCUGUUAAGAUCUGCCAGAGCUCCAGAUGUUCAUGCAGACAUGGGAACACAUCAAAUAAAAUAUGCAAUUUAUCCACAUAUGGGGCUGUUAGGCUUUGAUACUGUAAGAGCAGCACAUGAAUUUAACUAUAAUGCAGUAUAUUCCUUGCCGGAGCAAAUAGCUUCUAGAAUUAAUAAUUUAAUCACUAUCCAUGGUGCUGAGAACAUUAUCUUAUCAAAUAUGAAAAGAAGUGAGGAUGAUGCUGAAUUAGUUUCCAACUACUCAUUAGAAAAGAAAUCAGGUAAAAGUAUUGUGGUCCGUGUCUAUGAAUCAUUAGGUGGGGAAGCAUUUGGUGAAUUAAGAACCCCACUAAAGAUAAAAGAAGUUUGCAAAAUCGACAAUCUUGAAUUGAACACGAUUGAACAAGUUAUGACUGAAUCAAGGCAAUCUUUAAACUGUAUUCCACUACACUUAAAACCAUUUGAAAUAGCUUUAUUUAAAAUAGUCUUUGAUGCCUAA